Messenger RNA from Podospora anserina S mat+, 1974 nucleotides. RefSeq lists its product as uncharacterized. Gene Ontology annotation, molecular function: molybdenum ion binding; oxidoreductase activity. The transcript is spliced from 2 exons. Lineage: Eukaryota; Fungi; Ascomycota; Sordariomycetes; Sordariales; Podosporaceae. The annotation marks the transcript as partial. Gene Ontology annotation, cellular component: mitochondrion. The record is from RefSeq and is a predicted model, not a curated record.
AUCCCCCGAAUAGCCAUCACCUCCCUCCUCAACCAUAGCCGGCCCCGACGCGCCCCCCCGAUCAACCUCCGACUUCUCCCUCGACCACUACACACCACCAGCCCACCCCAUCACCCAAAACCACCCCCCAAAGCCUCCCACCUCGCCAGCCUCCUCCUAACCACCUCCCUCCUCCUCACCCUCCCUCUCCUAUCCAAAUCCGAAACCUCCUCCCUCGACCCUUCCCCCUCCCCCUCCCUCCCGCUCUACCACCUCUCCGAAAUCCACCAGUCUCACGGUCCCACCUCCCCCGAACCAUGGGUAACCCUCAACAACAAAGUCUACAACAUCACCUCCUGGCUCCCCGCCCACCCAGGCGGGGACGUCAUCCUCCGCGCCGCCGGCGGCUCCCUAGAGCCCUACUGGGAAAUUUUCACCAUCCACAACUCCCCUCACGUCAAAGAGAUCCUAGAAGAGUAUCUAAUCGGGUACAUCCACCCCUCCGACCUCGGUCCAGACGGGAAACCACCCGCCACGAGCAUCGAAGACCCAUUCGUAAACGAUCCGGUGCGGGACAAAAGACUUAUAACGCACACUUACAAGCCUAGGAACGCGGAGCCGCCUAACCAGGAGCUGGAUAAGGGGUUUUACACCGAGAAUGGGAUGUUUUAUGUGCGGCAUCAUAUGUGGGUUCCUGAAGAGGAUGGGGGGGAGUUGGUGGUGGAGUUGCCUGAUGGGGAGGAGAGGAGGUAUACGAUUGGGGAGCUGAAAAAGAGAUUUAAAACGGAGAGAGUUACGGCAACGUUGCAGUGCAGUGGAAACAGGAGGAACGACAUGACCCGACACGCAGGGAAAACGAAUGGGUUGCAGUGGGGGGUCGGCGCGAUAAGUAACGCGGUUUGGGAGGGCGUGAAGCUGAAAGAUCUCCUAAAAGAUGCUGGGCUCGAGUUGGAACAACAAGAGAACGAAAAAGAUAUGCACGCUUGGUUUGUCGGCAGGGAGGCUUACUCGGCUAGUAUACCGCUCCCGAAAGCGACCGACCAAAACGGGGACGUGCUGCUCGCGUGGGGGAUGAACGGAGAAACACUCCCGAGGGAUCACGGGUUCCCACUCAGGGUGGUGGUGCCGGGGAAUGUGGCUGCCAGGAGAGCCUUUGGGCCGAACGAAGGGGGCAAGGAGGAUUGGGACAAGGCGCCGAGCAUACAGGAGAUGCCGGUGACGAGCGCGAUAACGGGGGUCUGGGUGGGGGAGUGUGUCAAGAAAGUUUCUUGGAUGCCGGGGGGAGGUAUUGGGAGUGGGGAGAGGGUGAAUGGGGGGGGGAGAACGAUUGAUAUGGCGGCUACACCGCAAAAGGUGGGCUUCACCCCCAAACCGACCUCUUCUGACGGCAAUACCCCCUGUCCGGAAACAACACCGGACAAUGAACCCAUUGCCCUCCAGGGAUACGCCUACUCUGGCGGGGGCAGAAAAAUCACGCGCGUUGAUGUCUCCCUCGACGGCGGCGCGACGUGGGACCAGGCCCAGCUCGUGGACGACUGCUCCAACCCAGCCACGCCGUGCUAUGGGAACAAGAGCUGGGGGUGGACAAGGUGGAGAUACAACGGUACUCUUCCCGUCCUCUCCCUCCCACCCACUGUCCCCUUACCCCCGGCCCUGGCAAAGGUUGGGCAGGACUGCGAGGAUGGAUUCGGCCGGUCGGUGAGCUUGAUGGGACAGUUGCCUAAGAAGCAGUGCACCACGCUUAUUGUCAAGGCCACGGACGAGAGUUACAAUACCCAGCCGGAGAGCCACAAGGGGAUAUAUAAUGUCCGGGGCAACCUGGCGACGGCGUGGCAUAGGGUAAAGAUUUGUCCCGAGUGCACCAAGGGGAACGGGGGUAAGGGAGGGUUGGUGUGGAAUACGGGGGAGACGUAUGGGUGUGGGUUCAGGAAAGAGGCGGAAGAGGUUAGGGAGGGGAUGAGGGCUGCUUCUGAGAGUACUGGGAAUGGCAAGUGA